CUAUUGAGGAAAUGUCACGAUACUUCCUGGUUGACUUGGCCAAUAGCAGUGCACAUGAUUUAUUCUUUUAAUGGAUUUUUAAUCACAAAUCGUGUAAUUCUAGACCUGGAAAUGAUUCGUAGGAAUUUGAUAUGGGGAAAUCAUGACUAUUUAGAAAUCUGAUAUAGAUUUACUGAGUCAUGGGGUUUACUUAUUUAUUUCCUGAAGUUAGUGCAGGAGGACUAUUGUCCUGGUAGUUUGUGACCGAGGAGGACUCAUAGACGGCACACACUGUCAAGCCCUUUAUCAGGAACAUGGACCUUCGUGCUUGAAAUAACAAGAAGGUGUAUUCCACACCAAGAUGCUUCCACUGUAUCUUCUGGCCAUCUUCGUCCCGCUGGUUGUAACACUGGCCACGGACACCACGUGGAGACAGCCAAGGCCAAAGCCACAAAAACUAUCCUGCGACCCUGACCAGCCGUCGUGCGACUGCUUGUGCAAGUGCACGCAAAAAAAGGGCGGGAGAAAGGUGAAAUGUGACAACAAGAGUUUACUGUAUGUACCUCAGGACCUUCCGGAGGACACAGUCUCGCUGUCACUUUCCGUGAACAGGAUUCAGACUAUCGAGAAAAAUGCUUUUGUGAAGCUAUCAGAGUUGACAUUCUUAAAAUUGACACAUAAUAAGAUAAUUGCCUUAGACGACGGUGCCUUUAACGGGCUGGGAAAACUUAUCGAACUUAGGCUGGAAUUUAAUAAACGUAUUGCUUUGAAUUCAAAGAUCCUAGCACCACUGAAGAGACUGAGGACUCUAAGACUUUCGAAAAGCGAGAACGCGUUGAUUUCAAGCGAUGCAUUUCUCAAUACAAGUUUGCUUGAAUCUCUAGAUGCAAGUUACUGUGGUCUCCGGGACAUUUCAUUCUUGCGUUCUCUCAGAAAUUCUAAAUUAAAAGAGAUUGUUCUUAAUGGGAAUAAUGUUGGCAAUCUCACUCAGAACUUGUUUGAAGGGCUAACAUCUGGACCAAAAGGGCUGAAUCUGGCUAUGAGCGACAGUGGGAUAAGACACAUCGAAAACGCCACAUUUGCUUCGAUCAAAGAACUGACCAGUCUGAACCUUUCUUACAAUGAUAUCGCUGGAUCUUUCCCUAAUGCUCUCUAUGGAUUGUAUAACUUGAAGACGCUAAGGCUGUCCCAUGUUGGCCUCAAUAACUCUGUAAGGUGGGAUGUUCUGAGACCCAACAAUACUGGCAAUGCAACUCUGAACGAACUUUACUUGGCAGACAAUAAAAUGAGAAAAAUUGAAGAAGGGAGCUUUGAGGGGCUUGGGAAUCUGAUGAUUCUGAAUCUUUCAGGCAACCCUUUGCCAGAAAGAAUAAGUAAGGGCGGGUUUAAAGGCUUGGGUAACUUACGCGAGCUGUAUCUUCGGGAUUGUUCUGAGUUAACAGCCUUCCCAAAGUUCGCCUCGGAGUCAGAGAAUGGGAGCAAGUCCUUCACGCCAAAGUUAAAACGUCUCGAAUUGUCAUUCAGUCCUGUCGUGACCCUACGGAAGAUCGAAGUCUUCCGUGGAUUAGAAAGCCUCGAAUUCUUAGAUCUUUCACAGACAUUUGUCCGCGGGCUUAUACUAGAUUCGUUGAAAAAUCUAAGAACAUUGCGCCUUAGGUACAGCUGCUUACAUGAACUACCCCACAUAAACAGCACUGUGCUGAAGAACUUGGAAAUAUCCAACAACCAAUUCUAUCUCACGAAGGCUCUGCACGGAAACUGGACGAUUCCAAACCUGGAAGUUUUAGACAUACACGGGAACAAGUUUGACGACAUGACUGGUCAGGACACAGCUAACUUUUUGUCGAUGUUUCGGAAUCUGAAAAGGCUAAGCAUGGGAAAGAUGGGUCUGUUCUUCUUGGAGGGUUGGAUCUUUGACAAUCUUACAAAACUAGAGAGAUUAGAACUGUCUUUCAAUGCUCUUGGAAAUAUCACUGCACGUUGGUUCAAAAACCUCAAAUAUUUGAAGAAAUUGGAAAUGAGAGACUGUCGAAUUGCUACGGUAAAUGUAAAAAGCUUUCCCUCAGAAGCGUUUCUGAACCAGCUGAAUAGCUUAGACUUGCGCGACAACCCAUUCAGCUGCGACUGCUCCAUCCAGUGGUUUCUAAACUGGUCAAAACACCAUGGCAACCAGCUCUACAUGUUCAACCGCAAAGAUUACACCUGUGCCUCACCCCAAUGGCUGCAUAGGAUGCCUCUAAGGAAAUUCACAAUUCCAGCGAGUUGUUACAAGGCCUACACACUCCUGACUGGCUUAUCUGUAGCCGGCGUCGCCAUCAUAGUCUGCUUCUUCGUGGGACUUGCGUUCUUCAGCCGAUAUCGCUGGCACAUCAAAUACAAACUCUUCAAAUUGAAAAUCUGGUUCUACGGGAGACAGUACGAAGAGUUGGACGGCUCCAAGUACGAAUUUGACUACCAUGUUCAUUACGACGACCAGGACGUAUCUUGGGUAGUGAACACGCUGAUCCCGGAACUGGAAGACAAACGCGGAUAUCGGUUAUACAUCAAGCACCGCGAUUCGUCCCUCUGCCAGUACAUCAUUGAGAACAUCCGCUACAGUAUUGAACACAGCUACAAGACUGUUCUGUGCCUCUCCAACCAGUUCACACAGAACCCGGGCACCCAGUUCCUUCUCAGCUUCAUCAUCAAUAAGCUAGUCAAUGAGAAGAAGAAUAUUCUGGUGUGUAUCCUGCUAGAGGAGAUACAGGGGGAGAACCUCCUGGAAACUUUGGAGGAAGUCCUCACCGAGAAGAGCUACAUCCGGCUCCCAGAGGACAGGACGGAGGAAGCCAUGGAGUAUUUCUGGUCUCGCGUAGAUGAGGCCUUGCAUCUUCCAGUGAUUACCUAUCGCAACAUUUCGGAUCAGAAUGCACCAGAUUUGCCUGAAGAACGUCGCGCCCUUUUGCAAAACGUCUGCUGAGUGCUAUUUUUGGGAGCUGAACUGCAUAAAAAACUUAUCAUAGAUGAUGUACUUUAGUAUAAACAAGGCUUAGAAUAUUCUAGAGUGUAGAACUCAAAGAACCCCCUUCCCCACCAACUGCUAAGGCUAUCCUUCCGGCUAGUCCAGUAACCGGUAGUCUGAUGAGUGUGACCUGGCCACCAACUUGAUCGGCGGGCAGAAAAUGCAUGCUGCAUACCGUCUGCAGACUGGGGGUUUUCUCAUGAGUCAAUAGAACCUAAGGUCUGGAAUUAGGAGACCAUAUCAGCAGUUGCUUUAAGCCAACUUCUGUAUUAAAAUUAAGAUCUGGAAUUAGGGGACCAUCUCAACAGUUGCCAUGUGAUUUUCACACUAAAAAAUAAGAGGCCAUUUCAGAUAUAUGCCAAACGGUAGAACAAAGAUUAUCUAGGCCGUUGUGCAAACAGGCUUUGCGAUACACCACGAGUUGGGGUGUAGGCCUAAAUUCCUUUAACUGUGAACCAAGUGCAUCCACUGGCACGCUACAUGUAUGUGUGACUCGCACGGAUUUAGCACGUAGGGCCUACAUGAUGCUAAUCAGCUAGGAUGUAUCUUGUGACCAGGACUGUAGUAAUAAACAUUUGCCUGGAAACAUUUUUUAUUUGGCCUGACAACACCUGUUUAGAAUGUCAAAGAGGCCGGUAUUUCACUUAACAUCAAGAGACAGAGGAGAAGUGUCAAGGUGGGUGUUUGAUAUACAAUGGUUUUCUGUUCCCUGGGUUUCUUCAUUCUGUUAUCUUUAAUUAUAUUUACCCAUGUCAUUCAGCACUUUUUAUCAUGAAAUGCUGCCUUUGAAACGAACCCAACCUUGCCGGUCAAUCAACGAGACACAACAGGCCGAUACAAUAUACAUGUUCUGUAUUAAGUACGUCAUCUGUCAUGCACACCCAAAAAAAAUCUUCCUGCAAGAUGAUUCACAGGUAAUUCAAAUAUAAGAAAACAAACUUUGAAAAAAAGUUGGCGCCAAGCAACUACUGAUAUGGUCCCCUAAUUCCAAACCUUAGAUUCUAUUGACUCAUGAGAAAACCCCCAGUCUGCAGACGGUAUGCAGCAUGCAUUUUCUGCCCGCCGCCAACUUGAUGACCCAAAACAGAUGCAUCCUGUUCCAUCACCUAUAUUUGUCAAAUCCCUGGAGAAUUUGAGUACGAGAGUAGGCCGAUGUGAAUGUAUACAGUCAGGUUAUAUGACGAAGGCAAGAUAGAAUAGGGCAGAGGAGAAAGAGGCAAAACAACACAAGGCGAAACGGGCAUCAACAGGUAACCUCGACCCUAUCCGCCGCGCAGCGGAGGGUAGAGGAAGCCUCGUUGAUUUGCCCGAGGCGAGCCAUACAUUUUCAGCGCAUACAGUGGAUGCACUGUCAUACCGAGAGCUCAGGUAUUGUCGAUUAUUCACUUGGAUCAAGGUUAGCCAUCCUACAGAAAAACACUUGACCGGACACCGGAAGCUUACGCCCCCAAAUCGAGUUCAUGACGAGUGAAUUGCCGUCAAGUACCAGUCUCUGCAAUUAGUGAAUGGAGGAAACCGGUGAAAGAGUCUGCAUUCCGGCAGGAACUAAAACAGCGAGGGACCAUAUCAAAACUCACCAAUGCAAAAACAUACUGAAUCUCUUCACUUUUGGGAGGCGUUAUUCGGAGAACAAAUUUGGCUUCUGUCCAACAGAAAUUUGACAUUCCAUUCUUGUUCUUCUUAAAUUUACAGCAUUACCGCUUUAGAUAUAUUUUGUUAAAAUAGGAAGCACCACAACAAGAAAAUAAUAAGUAUUUGAACUUUUCUCAAUUUCUUUAUUUUUUUUCUCAAUAUAAAUGUUUUGAACAUAAAUGUAAACAAUAUUCAUGA
Messenger RNA from Lineus longissimus, 4810 nucleotides. Its product is annotated as insulin-like growth factor-binding protein complex acid labile subunit. Bases 341 to 2938 code for a protein of 865 amino acids. The record is from RefSeq and is a predicted model, not a curated record. Lineage: Eukaryota; Metazoa; Nemertea; Pilidiophora; Heteronemertea; Lineidae. Gene Ontology annotation, cellular component: plasma membrane. Gene Ontology annotation, molecular function: transmembrane signaling receptor activity; protein binding. Gene Ontology annotation, biological process: inflammatory response; toll-like receptor signaling pathway; immune response. The transcript has 2 exons.